AUGGACGGGUACGUGCCGGCGAAGAUGAAGAGGAAGGAUCUGGAGGAGGUCUAUGACGAAUUCUCCGAGUUCUCCCUCUCCUCUCCCGCCAGAAAGAUCAGGAGGCUGGUGAGAGACUCCUCUACCUCUCUCUCUGUUUCCCUCUCUGUCCCUCGCUCUCGCUAUCCAUACAUCUCUUGCUUUUUAUCCUUUCUUGACUCUGCUAUUACAUUCAUCUAAUUUGGUUUAUUUGGGGAAAUUUUACUUACUUUUAAAGCAAUAGUCGCUAUCCAUAUGGAAUGCGAACGCAGUGAACGUCGUAUUCCAUUUAUUUUUUUUAUCCCUCGUGCGGCUCAAUUCCAAUCUUCCCCUGCAAAACGAGACAUGGCUGGCGGUGGUCUGUCACCGAGACCGAAGACCCCCAAUCUUCCUGCAAUAUCAUCAGCCUGGGGGCGGUUGGUGUCCAAACCUAUCUCCAUGAUUUCUGGCGUUUUUCUGCCGAUCCCUUGUUCCGUUUGAUCGGUUUUCAUUUCGUACCCCUCUACCUCGGAGCUGAUUCCCCUUGGCUUUAAGAUCAGAUUGUAGAUGAAAACCCUGAUUGACGGAGUAAAGCAUUUUUAUUUUAUUAUAGGUCUGAAUAUUGAGCUCUCCUCAAGCUCCAGGCCUGUGAUUCCGAAAUCUCUUCAUGUUCUUGAUUGUUCUUGGUCAAAGAACUCGGCGCUAAUUGUGAUCGAUGUUUCUUCUUCUCAACGUGUUUCCAUUUUUUUUUAAUCUAUCUAGUUAUGUGAUUGCAUUCAAUUUUAUGUGAUUAAUAUCUUGCACGCACCUGCUAUCUUAUGAUCAUUCAAACUCUUUAAUUCUGCUGGAUCGCUUCAAGGAUACGGAGCUGCCACCAAUCAUGGAGGAAGAGGAACUGCCGGCUGGUCCACCCACAGCAUUUGGGCGGCCAUUGACCAAGGAAGAUCCACUGCAGGACAUCUCACCGCAGCUGGCUGCUCGAUCAUCUGGAGGGUACGAAUCCUCUGCUCCUCUGAAUGAGGAGCGAGCCCUCGUCCUCUAUAAACCUGUCAGGUCCCGGCGGCCAUUUGACUCUCGGCAGCCAUCAAACGUGUUUCUCAAGGUCGACCCAGAUGUGAUUGCCAGUUUGAAGAGUAAGUAAGAACCUCAGAGACCAUGGUCAACGAUCUACUUGCCACCUGGUCUGAGAAUCUUGUCAUUCAGAAAUGCAAAUGUUCCUGCAGAUCAAUCGCUCUGGCUAGGCCAACCAAACUCGGAGAAAGCAAGGGAAACAGCACCUAGCAACCUCCUGGCUCUCGUACCAUGGAUUCCACCCCCCCAGCCGCUGGAAGCUGCGACUUUGGCUAGUGUGGGUGGAGGAGAAGAUGGAUCGGUGGAGGAGGCCAUGGAAUCUGAAGACGUUGUUGGCAGCACGUCUAUGGAUAUUGAACCUGGAAGCGAGGGACUGCAGCACAGGCAUCAGCAACAGCAGCAGCAGCAGCAACAGCACUGCAUGAGCUCGCAGGUGAGUUCAAGUGAGUCGAACCCUGUCAUGUGGUCAUGGGGAUGA
This is a messenger RNA of Spirodela intermedia, 1546 nucleotides long. Lineage: Eukaryota; Viridiplantae; Streptophyta; Magnoliopsida; Alismatales; Araceae. The record is from the annotation of a GenBank genome assembly.